Molecule: messenger RNA, 3785 nt
Organism: Lates calcarifer (barramundi perch)
Lineage: Eukaryota; Metazoa; Chordata; Actinopteri; Centropomidae
Gene: sh3kbp1
Product: SH3-domain kinase binding protein 1
Exons: 19
Coding region: 245-2095 (616 amino acids)
Molecular function (GO): protein binding
Source: RefSeq, a predicted model, not a curated record
GAUUUGUUCAUCAGCGCUUUUUCCGUUUUCUGGGCACUCGCUCUGCCUCCUCUGAGACAAAAAAAGAGGAAGGAAUAUGGUUUCAUCUGACGCUCCUCCCGUUUCAGCGCUGCUGUAGCGGAUCUCUAGUACGAGCAGGAGGCUGGGGCUCGGUCUGGCACAAACCCCCUCUGUACCUGAAACAACCACCUUCCCCGUUACCAACCAGCCUGCAGGAGCACUACCAGCACACCGGGAGACAUAAAUGGUGGAGGCCGUGGUGGAGUUUGACUAUGAGGCUCAGCAGGACGAUGAGUUGAGCCUGACGGUGGGUGACAUCAUCGUGAACAUACGGCGGGACGAUGGAGGAUGGUGGGAGGGAGAGCUGGGCGGACGCAGGGGGUUGUUCCCAGAUAACUUUGUCAGGGAGAUAAAAAAAGAGGGGAAGAGGGAUGGAGGACAGAUGAGCAUGAUCAGAUCUGACCUCGCAAAUGGCAGGGCCAGCCCCGUGUCUGACUCCAGCGUACGGCCGGGAAGGAAAGGAGAGCAAAUCCGUAAGCGACGGUGUAAAGCUGCUUUUAGCUACGUUCCUCAGCAUGAAGACGAACUUGAGUUGAAAAUAGGGGACAUCAUUGAGGUCAUAGCAGAGGUAGAGGAAGGCUGGUGGGAGGGGAUUCUUAAUGGGAAGACUGGAAUGUUUCCCUCCAAUUUCACCAGAGAAGUCCUGACAGAGUCUGACUCGGCCUCUGCAGACACGCCCACCUCACAGGAGGAGCUCCGCAGUGGCCGCACGAGUAAGGACAGUCCAGGCAGUGAAAGUGAUGGAGGGGACUGUCGGUCUGAAACAGGAUCAGUAGAAAUCCAGCCUAAGAAGGUCCGAGGGUUUGGCUUUGGUGACAUCUUCAAAGAUCAGCCCAUCAAGCUCAGACCUCGCUCCAUGGAAAUAGACUCAGAGGUGGACAAGAUCAACGAGGGGAAAGCAGCGAGUGUUGCCCCUGAAACCAUGAAGACUGAACCUGACAGCAAAGCCAAAGGGCGGGAGCAAUGUAAAGUCCUCUUUCCAUAUGAAGCACAAAAUGAAGAUGAGCUGACGAUCAAAGAGGGGGAGAUCAUCAACAUUAUCACCAAGGACUGUGCUGAUGCAGGCUGGUGGAUGGGGGAGAUCGGGGGAAGGCAAGGUGUCUUCCCAGACAACUUUGUCAAGCUGCUAGAAGUUGAGAAAGAGAGACCAAAGAAACCGCCUCCUCCCAGUGCACCAUCGGCCAAACACACCACAGAAAAAAAGCCAGAGGUCAAGAAGGUUCCUCCUGAGCGGCCUGAACAUCUGCCCCAGAGAGACCAGGAGCGAGGUGAAGAGGUGAAGGUUGGAGACAUCCCCAAGCCCUCCCUCCCGUCUAUCCUUCCCAAGAAACCCCUCCCCCCAAAGACAAGUUCCUCCUCUUCCUCCCAACCCCCACGGCGUCCCGAGAGACCCCCCCCUCUAGCGUGUGAAAGCACCAAGUCUGAGGGCAGGGCUUCGACACCAGAUUCUGCCCCUGACAGGUCACAUGACACUGAUAUGGACCUGGAUGCGGUGGUUUCAUCAACAGAGAAACUGAGUCAUCCGACAGCAUCACGGCCAAGGGUCACAGACCGCCGGCCUCGCUCACAGAUCAUCACACCUUCUUCCCUGUCCAGUACUGACCUGGACUCACCUAUAGUGGAGGAAAGGAAGGAAAGGGAGAGAGGGAAGGAGGAGCAGCAGACUGUUUCCACCAGAUCUGUAGAUGUUGCCCUGAGAAAAGGAGUUCCCAUCAUCUCUGCACCCGACAGUAAAAUACCACUGCCCGCCAAGCCCUCUGUCCUGACCCCACCGAACUCUGGCCAUCGCCCCGCCUCCCCGUCUUCCUCCUCUGGCCUGAGCCCCUCCCCUGAGCUCCGGCACUUGCCUCCGACCCCCCUGACGCUGGAGGAACUCAGGAACCAGCUGAGAGAGCUGAGGGCCUCCAUAGAACUGCUGAAGAGCCAGCACAGGCAGGAGAUGAAGCAGUUGGCCAAUGCGCUGGACGAGGAGAAGAAGAUUCGUGUUAGUUUACAGGUGGAAGUAGAGCACAUAAAGAAGAGCCUGUCGAAAUGAAAUAAAGACUGAAGCAUCUUUAUCGGCGCACUCUGAUCAUCACAUCGGAGGCCAUCAUCGGAAAACAUUUUUACUGUUGGCCGAGACACUUCAGCCAAGAAAAAGUUUGUGCCAAAUGAUCACCACGAUCACCAUCAGCAACAAUUCAGCACCAUGGAAUCAGCCACCCCCUCCCACCCCUCCCCUGACGCCGCCUUAUCCUGUGUUUACUUCUUUAUUUUUCUUUUAAAGAGGCUUCUCUGUUCAGUUUACUGCUAUCUAUGUUGGAGCUUGCUGUACCACCGGUACUGACUGACCGCGGCCUGUCGCUGUGCCGCCAUCGGUCACGGAAUGACGAGAUACCGCCACGGUUGCCGUGGCGACCCCACUGGUACUUUUUGUUUUCUGAGUGUGAAGGAAAACUUGGGACUCGACCUCCGUAGCCCGGUUGGUUCAGACGACCUCUGUGCUGUUCUGUGUCCACUCUGCGGCCUUUGCCUCUUAUCUGGUGAUGUGUGUGUCUGUGUGUGGGUGUUUUAAUUUUCCAUCCAUGUGAGGAUUGUAGUUUUAGACCUGCAAAAAGUGUGGUCAUUUCGGCCAGUCCUGACUUCUUCAACAGGCUGGAUUAAGGUUCGGAUUUGGGUUAAAGCCCAGUAUUUGAGGCACAUCAUUAGCAUUAGGGUCACGUUUUCUGGACACACAGUACUUGAUGCUUCUAUGGUACACUGCAGGCAGGUGAUUUUGAAGCAUCAGCCAAUUCUUUUUCUUCUUAGUGCCAUAUUUUAUCUGCAGUCAACUAUUCCACCUGUUGGGAGGUAAAAACUACAAGCACAUCAGGAUUCUUCCCCCUAUAGGUUUAAUUAAAUCUAACCACCAUGACAAGUUCUGAUACUACAGGUGCUAUUUAAAGGAAUAGUUUAGGGGUAGUUUGACAUUCUGGGAAGGGAGGGAGUCAAUAAGAUGACUGAUAUCACUCUAAUUUCUGUAUGCUUAAUAGCACAAAGCUGGACACAGGGGAAACAACUAGCCUGGUUCUGUCCAAAGGUAACAAUUAUUACGUUUUGACAGAGCCCGACUAACCAGGCUUCUGAUUUUAUUUCCAGAAAACUAUGUCACUACAUGAACACACCUAUCUAUGAUAUUUUUCAAGUCAAGAGUAUUGCCUUCUGGAUUAAAAACAUUAGUUUACCUUUUUUGCUUUUGCACUUUUGUACUACGACUCCCAAAACCGCUGUGCUGGUCGCAUCUCAGCCCCAAAAUUCAAUUGCACCUGCACCAUGCACCUGAUGUGUCUGGUGCUCUUUUGGCAGCAGGUGAAGGUUCAAAUUAAAGACAGGGUUUAAGGAAUGUAAGUAAGUGAAGUGUCCUCACAGGUAAAGGAAGAUGAAAAUGUGUGUGUGUGCGCGAGUGUGUGUGCAUGUGUGUAUGUGUGGUAGCAUGUAUGUAUGGCUGUUUGCCUCCCUUCCAUGUAUGUGCACAGAAUCUAUGGCAACCCAUCACUGUGGCCUUCCUGUUUGACUCCAAAUCUUUCUUUCUUUCUUUCUUUCUUUCUUUCUUUCUUUCUUUCUUUCUUUCUUUCGUAUGACAACAAGAAAACUGCUACAACUGAGGCUACAAGUUGUUUUCUUGACUUGGUCCUUUCUCUCCAGGAUAGUGAUAAAUAUAUAUACUUUUAUAUUUCAGUGUAAUAAAGAUGCUAUUAUGUACUGUA